Molecule: messenger RNA, 1854 nt
Organism: Styela clava
Lineage: Eukaryota; Metazoa; Chordata; Ascidiacea; Stolidobranchia; Styelidae
Source: RefSeq, a predicted model, not a curated record
AUGACGCUUGACGUCCUAACAAGAUCGCACCAACCGUCCAAUCGGCUGAGAAUUAUUGGAAACGACGAUGACGUCAUUGAACGCGAAAAAGAACUUCGUCUUCCGCUUCACAAGAGAUUAGAAUUCGUAGCUGGCUUUGAUAUUCAUCAACUAGUCAGAGAUGCGCGUCAACACAGACACACCUUGCAUACAAGGGAGGGCUUUUAUUUGUCGACAUCGCCAUCCGAACUGGCAACUCUGUUCCAGCGAUCUCCGACGAGAGGAACAUUCCGAUCUUCUACUCGGGCUUCAAUAAAAUCAGCAAAACGGCUUAUGACGUCAGCAAAAUCGUCACAAAAUUCUACUACGUCAUCAUCGAAGCAAUCUGCGAAUACGAAUAUAUCAAGUUCGGGUUCGAAUCAAACUUUACCUUCAAGUCCAGACAUAAACAGCGACCUGCUUCGUUUCGACCACAUUCACGGAGCAAAUGUUACGUUAUCUUGUGAUAGAUAUACUGCUACGAGACGUCAUAAUAGCUUUUGUGACGGAAUAGUACUGGGACAUCGCCCAAUCAAAGUCGGGGAACGAAUUCAUUUUAGAUUUAACAAGGUUCGAAGAGAUUGGCGAGGUGGAUUUCGUCUUGGUUUCACUACACAAAAUCCUUCUACAUUAUCAACAAACACUUUACCAAGUUAUGCAGUUCCAGACCUUUCGCGGAAAUCCAGAUUCUGGGCUGUUCCCGUGCCUGACAAAUAUGUAGCGAAGAAUAAUCUGUUUUCUGUUCUUCUACAGCGUGACGGUCGUGUUCUCUACUUUAUAAACAACGAAAACAAAGGAACAUUCUUGAAGGGUGUGAACUACAAGAAGCGUCAAUGGCCGGUGAUGGAUUUAUACGGGCGAGUCAUACAGAUUACAAUUGUUGACGACGAAACAGCUGCGCAAGGAAAUGCAAGUUUUUCAACAAAUGACUCUGAUGACGAAGACGGAGGGCACGGAACCACGGCCGAAAUUCAAGAUGCCAGAUCUUGUGGUUUUCACGAAACAUGCGGGAGAAAUAUUAGGAUGGAUGCCAGAAGAUGCAUCGCCAAGAGAGUCGAUUCAUUUUGGAAUUCAUUAACAUUCCUGUCUGAAUCAUUGAGACCUCAUGACGUCAUCUACGUUGAGAUUGCAAAGGCAAACACAAAUUAUGCAGGAGCGCUCGGUGUCGGCGUAACAAAUGUGAAUCCUGCUUCAAUAAAUAUACACGAACUUCCGGACAACGCUGAUCUGCUUACGAAAAAUACGUCACAAUACUGGAACAUGUCACGUGAUGUUGAAACUUGUGAAGGUGAUCAGCUGGGAUUUGAAAUGAAUACUGACGGCCGAAUAACGUGCAGUAAAAAUGGCGAAUGUGCCAUUUCUCACUUGAAUGCUGACCUCAGCAGAAAACCUUUAUGGCUAGCAUUUGAUGUGUAUGGCAGCACCACAACAAUAAGACUAAUGGGAAUCAUACGAGCCUACGAUCCAUCGAUUCCACCCAAUGAGCAAGAGAGGCGAUAUACGCUAAACAUAGAUGACGUCAUAGCUUCUGAUGACGACACAGAAUGUAUGAUGUGCUUCAAGAAAGAUCGACAGAGAAACUGCGCCAUUCAACCAUGCGGUCACGUGACUCUGUGCUCCUGGUGCGCCAUCACUUGCAUGGUUAAACAAUCGCUCAGAUUCAUCGUUUGCCCGAUAUGUGGAGGACCGGUUCGCGAUGUCAUAAAGAUUCUAUCAAAUAACAAUAGAAGAGAAUCCUUGCUGCAAAUGCUCAUUGACGAACCGGAAUAAAAUGUGUUUAGCGUUGCCAGAUUUGAUAUUAUUAACCAUACAUUGUCCUGAAUACUUUGAAAUGUU